Messenger RNA from Aspergillus affinis, 528 nucleotides. RefSeq lists its product as uncharacterized. Lineage: Eukaryota; Fungi; Ascomycota; Eurotiomycetes; Eurotiales; Aspergillaceae. The transcript has 3 exons. The record is from RefSeq and is a predicted model, not a curated record. Bases 1 to 528 code for a protein of 175 amino acids.
AUGUGGAUGGUGUCGCUCUCAACCAUUUUGAUAUUGUUCAAAUCGGUUCUGGAAAACCUGCAAGGUUCGAAAUAUCUUGCGGCUCUGGUCUUGGGAGUCUCCCUCUCCGACACUGAGGGAGACACCCUGGCCCCAGACGCCGUUCCGGAUGUCGAACUCUCGGAGGGCCAGAAGAUCCGCCAGCUCGAGCUCAUCAGCCAGCGUGAUUGCGUAGUUUCUGAGGAACUUGGCCAUAAGGGUGUCUCCCUUUCUGAUGAGGGGGCACCCUUAUCACCGACUGGUCAGAGGAUGAGAAAGCUUGAGAUCUUAAGCGAAAAAGGCUGCGUCGUUGAUCGUCAGAAGAAAGUAAAGAAGGAUGAGAGUAUGGAGGAAGAGGAGGAAGUUGUGGCCUUGAAAAGGCUGGAGAAGACCGAGGAGGGGAGCAUGGUCAAUAAGGCGGAGAUCAAGCAGUGGAACAGAUUCAUCUCGGGUCAAAAUCUGGCCAGAUUGAGCUACACUUUUAGUCAGACUGCUUCAAAUAUCGCCUAA